UCCAAAUAAACGUGAGGGUUUUGGGAGGGUUCUUCGCGAAUGUUACCUCCGUUCGUCUACCUACGAAGAAAAAAGCCAUGAGAAGAGCUUCCUUUUCCCUCUCCGUCCUCAUCAAAUCUUUCUGCUCUUCCCGAAAUACCCCCAGGAUUCUUCAAUCAGCAGCUCGAUCCCCAAUUCUAUUCCCAAAAUGUCCCCAAUCACGAACCCUCCAAACCCUUUCCCGAGCUACCCCUCCCCUCCAUCGAAAACUCAAGCAGCAGUCCGAUCUCGAAGAAGCCUUCGAGUCCGCAACCACGACCGAAGAAAUCCUCACCGCCUUCAACUCUCUAGAAUCGUCCCUAAACCCUAGCGACAAGAGGCUAGGGCUCGCCUGCUUGAAGGUUGGCCAGCAUCUCGAAACCAUCGAAUCCGAUGACCACGAUAAAACCCUAGAAUUCGCUCUCAGAGCCCUCAAAAUCCUCGACGAAGACCCCGAGGACAGAAUCCCGAUCGCGAUGGCGCUUCAUCUGGUAGGUUCUAUAACUUACAACCUUAAAAGGUUCAAUGAUAGCUUAGGGUUCUUGAAUCGGGCCAAUCGGAUUCUUGCAUCUAUAGGAAAAGAGGAUUCGGUUGGAUUCGAUGUUAGGCCGGUGGUGCAUGCUGUUAACCUUCAAUUAGCUAACACGAAAACUGCGAUGGGACGAAGAGAAGAGGCUUUGGUUAACCUUAGAAAGUGCUUGGAGCUCAAAGAAGAGAUCUUUGAGCCGAAUAGUAAAGAAUUGGGUGUGGGUUAUAGGGAUUUAGCAGAGGCUUAUGCUGCAAUUCUUAAUUUUAAGGAGGCUCUGCCAUUGUGUCUUAAAGCGUUGGAGAUUCAUAAGGCACAAUUAGGGUUGAAUUCAGUUGAAGUCGCUCAUGAUCGAAGGCUUCUUGGUGUAAUAUAUACUGGAUUAGAAGAGCAUGAGAAGGCAUUGGAGCAAAAUGAGCAGUCGCAAAAGGUUUUGAAGAGUUGGGGUUUAGGUUCUGAUCUUCUGCAUACCGAAAUUGAUGCUGCAAAUAUUCAGAUUGCUUUGGGGAAGUAUGAUGAAGCUAUAGAAUCACUCAAGAAAGUGGUUCAGCAAACGGAUAAGGACAGUGAGACCAAAGCAUUGGUGUUUAUUUCCAUGGCGAAAGCAUUGUGUAACCAAGAGAAAUCUGCUGAUGCCAAGAGGUGUUUAGAGAUAGCUUGUGGAAUUCUUGAGAAGAAGGAAGAAGUGUCCCCUUCAGUGGUUGCUGAAGCUUACACUGAAGUAUCAAUGUUGUAUGAGUCAAUGAAUGAGUUUGAGACUGCGAUUUCAUUACUGAAGAGGAGCCUUUCACUGCUCGAAAGGAUCCCACAAGAACAACAUAUGGAAGGGAAUGUGUCAGCAAGAAUUGGGUGGUUGCUUCUGUUGACAGGAAAGGUGGACCAAGCUGUUGCUUAUUUGGAGAGUGCAGCUGAGAGAAUGAAGGAGAGCUUUGGACCGAAGCAUUUUGGAGUCGGAUAUAUUUAUAACAAUUUAGGGGCUGCAUACAUGGAGAUGGACAGGCCACAUACAGCUGCACAAAUGUUUGCUCUUGCAAAGGAUGUCAUGGAUGUCGCUCUGGGGCCACACCAUGCUGAUUCUAUCCAGAGUUGUCAGAGUCUUGCUAAUGCGUAUAGUGCUAUGGGAAGCUACCCCCUUGCUUUGGAAUUCCAACAACAAGUUAUUGAUGCAUGGACAAAUCAUGGUCCCAGUGCUGAAGAGGAGCUUAGGGAAGCUACCCGGCUCUUUGAGCAGUUGAAGAAAAAAGCUUUUGGAUCAGCAACUGGUGUAGUUGCUCAAGACUUUCCAUUAUCUCAAGAAAAUGAUACCACUUUUACCAGAACCAUGCAACACUAGGAGCAAGGUGAGUCACCAAUAGGUUGCGUGCAUGCAAAUUUAUGUUCUUCAUGCAUGAGUCCUGUUCUAUAGAGUUUCAACAUGUGUAUUUUAAUGAUUCAAUUUGUGUUGCUUGGUAUUUUAUUCUACAAUAAUUUAGGUUGAUGGCUUGUUAUAUUGUAAUCUUAUGAAAAUUUAUGUUCUUUAUGUGUAGAUGCAAAUUUAUGUUCUUCAUGCA
Asparagus officinalis (garden asparagus) is the source of this 2094-nucleotide messenger RNA. Its product is annotated as protein KINESIN LIGHT CHAIN-RELATED 2-like. The record is from RefSeq and is a predicted model, not a curated record. Gene Ontology annotation, molecular function: protein binding. Lineage: Eukaryota; Viridiplantae; Streptophyta; Magnoliopsida; Asparagales; Asparagaceae. The transcript has 2 exons. The coding region runs from base 78 to 1877 and encodes 599 amino acids.